AUGGGCAACCUGAGUUAUUUUCUAGGCAUUGAAGUUGUUCGUACAUCACAAGGCUUACAUCUCAAACAAAGGAAGUACAUUACCGAUCUUCUUGAGAAAGCGGACAUGCUACAUCCUAAGCCGGUUGCAACUCUGCUUCCUACUCAUCCAAAGCUCACACUCAACUGUAUAUGCACUGUCCUACUUCAGAUCACUGGCAAGCAGUUAAACGAGUCCUUCGCUAUCUCUAUGCAAACAUCAACUCUUCAUGCCUAUUCUUGCGCGGAAUGGGCUGGAGACUCCGAUGAUUACGUAUCAACAAAUGCAUAUCUCAUCUUCUUGGGUUCUCAGCCUGUUUCAUGGUCAACAAAGAAGCAAAAAGGCGUGACUCGCUCCUCAACAGAAGCGGAAUAUCGCGCAGUUGCGAACACUGCAUCCGAGUUAGCUGGGUAG
Messenger RNA from Brassica oleracea var. oleracea, 432 nucleotides. RefSeq lists its product as uncharacterized. Lineage: Eukaryota; Viridiplantae; Streptophyta; Magnoliopsida; Brassicales; Brassicaceae. The transcript is spliced from 3 exons. Bases 1 to 432 code for a protein of 143 amino acids. The record is from RefSeq and is a predicted model, not a curated record.